UUCCCCUUUCCUGAUCCCGCUUUCACCCCUGUGCUUUGCGUUUUCAGUCACAAGCGGAUGUACAACAAUAUCACGUGAACCAGCAAUUUGUUGUCAUCUGUGUCUCGUUUUUCAAUUCGGCAGUAGACGUAACUCUCUGAUGCAUCAUGGCGAGUACGACCGAAAACAUUACUUGCGGUGGUUUUGUGUUUCUCAACAACUUUGACUCAGCAAAUCUAGCCAAAGUGGAACCAGUAAAGAUUCCGGAAAACCUCGAAAAAGAUGUCUACGAGAUUGAAGGCAAAACAACCAACAAAUUAAAUUCCAAAGACACGUUGGAUUACGAAUUCAACUUAUGGACAAAGCAUGAUUGUCACGGUACACAAUUCCAAAAUAACAAUAGGACGUGGUUUUAUUUCGGUGUCAAGUCUAAUCAUCCGAGCGUCUCAGUCAGAUUUAAUAUAGUCAAUUUGAACAAGCAAGUCAAGAUGUUCAGCCAAGGGAUGUGUCCAGUCUUUAAGAUUGUACCAGGACACUUGCACUGGGAACGGAUUCGCGAGAGACCUACAUAUACUGUUGAUCAAAAAGGAAACGAUUUUACUUUGUCGUUCCUCUAUUAUAUUCCAGAAAAUUCAAAAGCCAUUACUUAUUUUGCUUUUACCUAUCCAUUCUCAUAUACAGACUUACAAAAUUAUUUGAGAAAAAUUGAUAUAAGAAUGGAAAAAAGAAGUGUAAUAUGUACAGAUGAUAUCUAUUAUCAUAGAGAAUGUGCAAUAAAAUCUCUGGAGGAUCGUAGAUUAGAUAUAUUAACAAUAAGUUCUUACUAUAACAUAUCAACGGAGAGAGAAGAUAGACUGAGUAAUAUGUUUCCUGAGAAAAGCGAGGAGAGGCCUUACAAAUUUCGAGACAAGAAGGUAAUUUUUAUUAGCGCCAGAGUUCAUCCAGGUGAAACACCAUCUAGCUUUGUACUGAACGGUUUCCUCAAUUUUUUACUGAAUCGGGAAGAUCAGAUUGCUAUAAAUUUACGUCGCUUAUAUGUGUUCAAAUUGAUACCGAUGCUCAAUCCAGAUGGUGUUGCUAAAGGUCAUUAUCGAAUGGACACUAAAGGAGUAAAUCUGAAUAGAGUUUAUAUAAGCCCUUCUGAAGUAGAGCAUCCCACGAUAUAUGCUGCAAGAAACUUAAUAAAAUAUUAUCACAAUUCUUAUCAACUACCGAGCGAACUAACUGACGACCUAUCAAACAUAAAUUUAGAAAUUGUGAACAGUAAUGUAAGCAUUAUAAAUUCAACUGCGUCGAUAGCAAACGCUGUACGUGACACAACUACAAGACUGUUGCAACAAGUAACAUUUAUGUCAUUAGAUGAAAAAAACAGAUGUGCUUUGGAAACUAACGAGAAACAUUUAUCGAUGUUAGAACAUUUGGACACCGCAGUUAUUGAUGAAAGUGAGGGUUUAUCUAAAGAAAGUAAUAAAAAUGAUAACACUACAGAAAUUAAAACAAGUGACAAACUAACAUGUACAAUCGUCGAUAUGGGCGAAAUACCAAAAUCUUCAGAUAAUUCUGGAUUAUAUUUGUAUAUUGAUCUCCAUGGUCAUGCUUCAAAGAAAGGCGUUUUCAUGUAUGGAAACCACUUUACUGAUCCAGAAGAUACUAUCACAUGCAUGCUGCUACCCAAGUUGAUGUCUCUUAACAAUCCACACUUUCAUUUCACGUCGUGCAAUUUCGCGGAACGCAACAUGUAUAUCAUAGACAAACGAGACGGUAUGUCCAGAGAAGGUUCGGGGCGUGUAGCAGUGUAUAAGAUGACUGGUCUAAUACAUAGCUAUACUCUAGAAUGUAAUUAUAACUCUGGUCGUUUGGUGAAUACAAUACCCGCCAGAAUUCGCGAUGGGGUAAAUAAAACUAUGAAUCACGUAUUUGUUCCUCCGAAAUAUACACCGACAGUGUUUGAAGCGGUUGGAGCAGCAUUAGGUCCUUCCAUUCUUGAUCUUACUGGGAACAAUCCCAACAGCCGAUUGCCAAAUAGCCAAUAUCGCUCUUUAAGAGGAGUAAAAUCUCAUUUGAAACUAACAUACGUGAGCAAUCUUUCUGCAUCGCCCAGCAAAUCAAUGCGUAAGGAUCACGAAGGUUCCAUUGCGCGGAACAGCGGCAUCCUAAAGGAAUUGGAAACGAGACUGAAUGACGCGAUGACAGGAGCGAGGAAUGGUAUAAGGAGCGAGGGCAACUUGGUGAAGAAGUGCAUCCUUCGCCGCGGUUCCUCUUUUUACACGGUAGUGAAGAGGAUCAAGAGUAGUAAAAAACCCCGGCAGACUUUCACGCGUCGUGCGUUGAAGAAUCACUGCGCCAACAAUGUAGAGAACAGCGCGAUAAUUUGCGCAAUCAAAUCCGAAGUAGAGGCAAAGCCGUUCCUGAAGGCGAUUGAUCGCUUUCGGUCGAGCAAAUCUAACAUCGCAUCAACAAUCAACGACACUCUCGAACCACGUUUAAACUCUGCAAAUAAAAAACUAAUGACGACGAACAGCUCAGUGAAAAUGCGCGUGUCCUCCGAGGAAACAGCGAUGGUGAGACAGGGCGCAAAGAGACUGAAAGUCAUCUCAUCUACAAGAACAUCCAAGCUUCUUCCCGAGAUCGGGGAACCAUCUUGCGCCGCAGAGAAGGUCAACGCGAAGGGAUCUCCAAAGGUACCGCAUAUUUGCGAUAAGAGGCAGAGCAUUAAAAGAACGCGCGAUACAGCCAGGAUUGCUACACGUAAAAACCGAACGGUCUUCCAACUUGAAAGAAAUAAAUAAAACUGCCGUUAAGGAAAGUUUUGUAGGAGAGCACAAAACAAAAUUUAAACGAGCUCAUUAGAAUACGAAAAACAAAUUACUAGACUCAAAAGACUCAGGAAAUCAACAUUGCCAUUGAUCUCCUGUGCCUCCUUUCGGAGAGAUAUUUUGCAAAUUGUAAUUUAUACCGAGUGACAAAAAAGUUUGGUUAUAAAAGAGGAUGUUGAUUUUCCAUUAGAGUUUGUAAGCCGGAGGUCAAAAUGAGCAUCCUUCUUUUGUGUUUAUCAAAUCACUAGUAUAACGUAUAUUUACAAAAAAUUCUGGAGUGUUAGUCAUAUCUUAUUAAAUACCAAAAUAAUAACACGCAAAAUAGCCAUCUUUAACUUUGAUAUAAGUUUGAAGACGUUUUGAGAAUCAGCGAUCAUUGCCAUCAGAAUUUAUCCAUUUUCCACAGAUAAAAUCUUCCAGGAAGACAAUAGCGAGCGGUUUUUGAUUGGUAAAUCAACUGAUAAAAAUGUUUUGGUGUAGAAUUUGAUUGGUAUUUAGUAAAACGUAACUAAUAUAUAAUAUACAUUUUUUACUAUAAUGAUUUAAUAAACGGGCAAAAUUAUGUGGCCAAUCCUUUUUGUCAUUCUGUAUACAAAAUACGGUAAAUCGUGGUUUUAAUCGACGGAAAAGUGGAUGAAAAUGAGUAAAAGGAUUGACAUGGCACAGUUCUCCGAAUAAUGUCUUGAGAACUCCCCAUAGGAUGUCCUAGAACUAGAGCUCUAGAUAUACCAGAGCAAUCUUUUGAUUUGAGCCGAAUGCCGACAGCUUCCCAUUGGCUAUUUUAACUGCUAUUUUUAAUCUAGUUUUUAGUUUAUCAUUCAAUGAAUAAGUAAUAAAUAAGUAAGUUCAUUAAUUCUUUGAUAUGAUAUGGUUAUUAGAUAAAAAAUGGCGGCCUUUAGUGCAUAUCUUGUAAAUCUAAAGCUCUACCUAGGACCUAGGAUAUUCUAAGAUCAUCCUCUGGACAUUCUUAGGACAUCUCUUGGGCUACAUUUCAAAAUGUAACAAAAUCUUCCUCUCUAUAUACUAUAAUACAUGUUAUAUGUAGUAUUUCAAGUAAAAUCUUCCUCGGAGAGGAUGAUUUGGAAUGUACUUGGAGAAUUGUGUUGUGUAUUUUAUAUAUCCCGCAUACAAUAUGCAAAAUGUUAAAUCUCUUAUUUGUACUAUUUGAUGACACAACCUGAUGUGUGAUAUACUGUGUGUAUUCUAUCGUUAUAUGCAUACACUGUUUCGGAUUUUUCAUCAAAUGAUAAACUGUCUCUUCGCUCGAAGAGCAA
This is a messenger RNA of Trachymyrmex cornetzi, 4069 nucleotides long. RefSeq names its product cytosolic carboxypeptidase-like protein 5. The transcript is spliced from 10 exons. Lineage: Eukaryota; Metazoa; Arthropoda; Insecta; Hymenoptera; Formicidae. Gene Ontology annotation, biological process: protein deglutamylation; proteolysis. The record is from RefSeq and is a predicted model, not a curated record. Bases 147 to 2768 code for a protein of 873 amino acids. Gene Ontology annotation, molecular function: zinc ion binding; metallocarboxypeptidase activity.